AUGAGGUCAAAGAGGUGUCGAGCUCCACAAGAGAAGAUCACUCUCAAGGUCACGAACCUAGAGGACGAAGGUAAAGAUGUCUACGAGAUUGGUGUUCAUGUACAUCUUGAGAGACUAAUGCUUGAUUACUGCCAAAGGAGAAACUUAGAUUACACCACUCUCAGUUUCAUCUUUAACGGUACCUUCAUCAGGCCACUACAGACUCCCGCUCAGCUCAUGAUGGAAAAUGACGACAUCAUCGACACGGUGAUUAAGGCGAACGAUGAUCUAACUCCCGAGCAUUAUCAGUUUUUUCUUGGAUCAGCUUCUCCGUGGUCUGAAGAUUAUGUAGCUACUCGGUGGUAUCGUGCCCCUGAACUUUGUGGAUCGUUUUUCUCCAAAAUAAGAAAUGAAAAGGCGAGGAGAUACCUUAGCAGCAUGAGGAAAAAGCAGCCGGUUCCUUUCUCUCAUAAGUUCCCAAAAGCUGAUCCUUUGGCUCUACGCCUUCUUGAACGCUUGCUUGCGUUUGAUCCUAAAGAUCGUGCUUCAGCUGAAGAUGCACUCUCUGACCAUACUUCAGUGAUAUUGGAGCAUCAUCCUCAGAUGUUGGAGGAAUACAAGCGAGGUGGUGAUCAGCUUAGCUUCAUGUACCCUAGUGGGGUUGACAGGUUUAAGAGGCAGUUUGCUUAUCUUGAAGAAAAUCAAGGUAAACCAGAAGGUAAACCAGGAGCAGGAAGAAGUACUGCACUUCAUAGACAUCAUGCUUCCUUGCCAAGAGAGAGAGUUCCUGCUCCGAAAGGUGAAACUGCACAAGGAAGUAGUGAUGUUGAGAGUAGAGCAGCAGCUGCUGUGGCUUCAACCUUUGAAUAA
Brassica napus (rape) is the source of this 849-nucleotide messenger RNA. Its product is annotated as mitogen-activated protein kinase 8-like. Gene Ontology annotation, cellular component: nucleus. Gene Ontology annotation, molecular function: ubiquitin-like protein ligase binding; protein tag activity. Gene Ontology annotation, biological process: protein sumoylation. NCBI's taxonomy places the organism in Eukaryota, Viridiplantae, Streptophyta, Magnoliopsida, Brassicales, Brassicaceae. The transcript is spliced from 8 exons. The record is from RefSeq and is a predicted model, not a curated record. Bases 1 to 849 code for a protein of 282 amino acids.